Molecule: messenger RNA, 1903 nt
Organism: Anthonomus grandis grandis
Lineage: Eukaryota; Metazoa; Arthropoda; Insecta; Coleoptera; Curculionidae
Gene: atms
Product: RNA polymerase II-associated factor 1 homolog
Exons: 4
Coding region: 115-1782 (555 amino acids)
Biological process (GO): transcription elongation by RNA polymerase II
Cellular component (GO): Cdc73/Paf1 complex
Molecular function (GO): chromatin binding; RNA polymerase II complex binding
Source: RefSeq, a predicted model, not a curated record
CUCACUUUUUUUUGACAACUAGUUGUUUUCUUUUAAAGGUUUGUUUAUGAGGUUUUAUUAAUUAUUAUUAAAUUGUGCCUUAAAAGACGCCCUCUUGGCACAAUUUAUAUAAAAAUGCCUCCAACUAUUCAAACUGGCUCCAAUCCCGUGGAAAAACGACCGGAAAGACCGACAAAACCAGUGGAAAAAAGAUCGGAACUGAUAUGUAAAGUGAAAUACUGCAAUACCCUGCCGGAUAUACCGUUUGAUCUUAAGUUCAUUUCAUACCCCUUUGAAUCAUCAAGGUUCAUCCAAUAUAACCCGACUUCCCUGGAGAGAAAUUACAAGUAUGAAGUGCUCACCGAGCACGAUUUAGGGGUGAACAUCGACCUGAUUAACAAAGACACGUACGCUAUUGAAUCUGGGGUGCAUUUAGACCCAGCAGAUGAAAAAUUACUGGAAGAAGACAUCCUUACACCUCAAGACUCCAAGAGGUCUCGACACCAUUCUAAAUCAGUGUCAUGGUUAAGGAAAACUGAAUAUAUCUCAACAGAACAGACCCGGUUCCAGCCGCAAACUGGACCAGAAAAGGUUGAAGCCAAAGUUGGUUUUAGCAUUAAAAAAUCAUUUAACAGCGAAACCCUUUACAUGGACAGAGACUCUCAAAUUGAGGCCAUUGAAAAAACAUUUGCGGACAGUAAAAUACCUAUCGAGAAACAUUAUAGUAAACCCAACGUGGUUCCCGUGGAUAUUUUACCAGUUUAUCCAGAUUUCAACUUGUGGAAAUAUCCAUGUGCUCAAGUUAUUUUCGAUUCAGAUCCUGCACCUAUCGGCAAAGGUGUACCGGCCCAAAUAGAGGAAAUGUCUCAAGCAAUGAUCAGGGGUGUGAUGGACGAAAGUGGAGAACAGUUUGUCGCAUACUUCUUGCCCACCGAGGAGACUUUGGCCAAACGAAGGGAAGAUUUUGCCAAUAAUAUACCUUACCAAGAUGACGAGGAGUAUGAGUUUAAAAUGGCCAGGGAGUAUAAUUGGAAUGUUAAGAGUAAGGCAACUAAAGGAUAUGAAGAAAACUACUUCUUUGUGGUACGGCAAGACGGUGUAUACUACAACGAGCUAGAAACCAGGGUGAGACUGAGUAAGAGGCGACAAAAGGUCGGCCAGGCACCGAGCAAUACUCGCCUGGUAGUAAAACACAGAAGCAUGAAAGCCGACGAGUUUAGAAUGCAUCGCUAUAGGGAAAAACAACUUGAACCUCCCGGUGAGGACGACGAGGAACUUGAAUUAGACGAACCAGAAGAAGAAUUAGAGGUGGCAAACGAAAGUCAAGCAGAAUCGGACCAAGAGGAGCAAAACAAGGAGGACAAACCUAAAGAGAGCGAUAACGAGAGCGAGGGCAAACAAUCCAGGGCGUCCUCGAGGGCGUCAUCGAAAAAAUCCGGAUCCAGGUCGCGUUCUGGAUCACGCUCCAAAUCCCGAUCUAAAUCGCGUUCCAAAUCGAAAUCACCAUCCAGAUCCAGAUCCGCUUCCAGUUCUCGCUCCAAGUCCAGAUCGAAAUCAAAAUCGGCUUCCAGGUCUCCCUCGAGGGAAAGAUCCCGUUCCAAGUCGGGAUCCAGAAGUAGAUCCCAAAGCAAAUCACCGUCCAGGAGUCGCUCGCAGAGUAAAUCGCCCUCGAGGUCACGCUCAAGGUCGCGUUCUAGAUCGAAAUCUAGGUCCAAGUCGGCUUCUAGGUCCAGGUCGGGAUCUAGGUCCAGGUCUGCCUCCGGAUCUAGGUCCGGUUCCGGGUCCGGGAGUGACAGUGAGUAGUAGUUUGAUAAGGUUUUAAAAACUAAUGUUCUUAUUGUGAAAUUGACAUGUCAUUUUUGUUGGAUAAUGUAUUGAUUAUUGACUUAUUAUAGAACAAUAAAGUUGGCUAAUAAUGUAGAAA